This is a messenger RNA of Helicoverpa armigera (cotton bollworm), 6236 nucleotides long. RefSeq lists its product as uncharacterized. Bases 323 to 4864 code for a protein of 1513 amino acids. NCBI's taxonomy places the organism in Eukaryota, Metazoa, Arthropoda, Insecta, Lepidoptera, Noctuidae. The record is from RefSeq and is a predicted model, not a curated record. The transcript has 5 exons. Gene Ontology annotation, molecular function: protein binding.
UACCCUCUAUCGUAACGCACGUCUGCUGCUGGCCAAACACGUUCUCCGCGACGCUCUCUGUCCCACAAUCACAGCCUUUUCACAACCGAAACGGCUGUACUACGACGAACAAGUACGAACGAACUCGAAUUUACGCGGCGCGGCGCCAUAGUCGACCGCGAAGCCAGCUGCGGUGCACGUCUGUAUCACAGCGUCACAAAAAAGUUCUACAACGCAUUCCGGAUUCGACAACUUCAAAUUUUAGGAAUGUGAUCGGUGUCAAUCGUCAAAGCGAACCGUCUAUGUGCCAUAUACAGUGAUGUUAAUUUGUGUGGAUUAAAAAAUGGGUGUUCUAUUUAAUUUGGUUUUAUUUGUGACCGCUUUGGUGCCUAGUGUUUUCGGCCAAGAGGCUGCGACGUGCUAUGGUGCUGGCAGCGUCGCUGGCGCAGCUAUCGGUGCUUUUAUUGCUGCACUCCUUUUGGUAGCAGCUGCUUACUACUUGAGGAAACUGUAUUGGAAAUCGCGGAAAGGAAAGCACCUAGUCUUCUCAACGGACCCCGAGUCGGUGAAAGACGAGUUUGCCUUCGACAACCCAGGGUUCAGACAGGAUGAGCGCACCGCGUGGCAGCAUGAGGCCCCGACCCUGCCUCUCAGUGGGAAGCACCAGGGGUUACAUGUGGAGUUUACGAAGCCUGAGCAUAGCAAGGAUGACUCGCAUUUACAGCGAGCACGGAUCCGUCGAGUGAAGCUAUGGGCUCGCGACUUCACGGGGCUCGGCUUCCGAUGCGGAGGCGGCGCGCGCGACGGCGUGCACGUGCACUCCGUGCUGCGGAGCGGCCCUGCUGCAGCCGCUAAACUACAACCAGGCGACAAAAUCAAAUCAAUCAAGAUCGAGUUCACGGGCACUCCUCUAGAGGAUGCUGUGUCGAUCCUGUCCCUCGCGUCUCCGUACCCUGUGGAGCUGGAGGUGGUCGAGGGGGGGAGAGCCAGCGGCGCGGGGCGGGGGGUGCACCAUCCGUUGUUGAAGCGGGCUGGAUCUACGGGCGAUGUUAGCACGCUUGAAAAAGAAGGCAGACUUCUCCACCCGCCGCGGUCACCAAACACAUCACAUUCCAACAACUCCACGCUGGAGACCAAACAAUCGAAGAGCGGCAUCAAGAAGAUGAUAUCAGACAAGAUCAUCACAUCCACAACCCUAGAGAGAAAUAAGAACCAGAAGAAAGACGGCCACACAACUCUAGAAAGAGAAAACGAGAAGAAUAACAAACUCGCAAACAAAGCCAGACAUUCAGACAUCCCACCAGCAGUCAAUAAACCCGAAAGAAACAAGAACAGAAACUCCACUGAUGACAUUCAAAUUAUUCAACCAGAAAAUGGUAUCGCUUCUAUGACUCAUAUCGAACACUCUGAAGUUCAGAAAAGAGAUUAUGAUCCUAAACGAGGCAUGAAAUUCGGCAUCAGAGUCUUACCACCAAAUGUACCUGAUGAUGGAGUAUUGAAACACAAGAAUGUUGAAAAUGGAGUCGUUGCUGUAGAAAAGAAGUCUGUGGAUGAGAUUGAUAAACCUGAACCGCAAAGGCCUGCGCCAACAACACAAAUUAAACACGAGAAUGAAACAGAGGUUAAGAAACCUGUUGUCGCCAAACGCCGAGAGAAAAUGGCUCCUCCUAUUCCUAACGCUAGAGUUAAAACUACAAAUGAAUCUGAUACAACAGUUAGCUUAGAAACUUCUAGAACAUCUGAAACUUCAGUUACAACGAGCUUUGCAAGGAAUGAUCUGAACUCUAGUGGUAUUAAAAGAGACGAAAAUGGAAUACCUCAGGAGAUACCCCAACAAAUGUUGGAUGCUGCAAAAGCAGCAAGAUCUAACAGAAAGAGUUCAACAGACUUAAUCUAUGAGAAAGAAAAAGUAGAACAUAAGAAAGAAGAAGCUCCCAAGCCGAAGAAAUCAAAGGGUAAAGCACCUUCUCCUCCAGAUCCUGAGAAGAACAAAACUGAUGAUAGCAUCCUCGAACAAUUGAAGAAUGUAAAUGAUUUCUUGAGCAACGAAAAACAACACUCGAGUCUUUUACACGACUCGAUACUAUCCAAUAGGUCUUCCACAUCACAGAUAAAUACCUCAACACCAAAAGUCAACAAAACAAAGAGUUCCACUCGCCUCGAAGAAUCCAUCAACUUCAGUCAAGAUGACAUUUAUGAUAUUGUCUCGAAGCCUUUUAAACGUGAAAGUGAUUCUCUCAACAAUUUCUUUGAAGACUCAAAAUCUAACAUGUCUUCGAACCAAGAUAUUCAUUCAGUAAGAUCUUUGAACCAGAGCGAUAAAAGUGAGAAAGGUUCGACUACGAUAGAACUCAAUAACAGUGAUAUAACUAUACAUAGUUCUCCAAUGAAUGAUACCGUUCAUUCUGCUUCAGAUAAUACAUCGCUGUUAGAUGAAAAUGAGCGCAAAGCUGCUUCUCUUGGUGACCUGUCUAGAUUUGAACUGAGAGCUAAAGCCAGUAAGCCUGCUACUGGCACUUUAGAAAGAGCUCAAAGUCUAGAUAUUUCUGCAGAAGACGCUGAGAAUCAGGAAAGCACAAUUUCACCGAAAAAACGAAAAGCCAUGUCUGUUGUUGAAACAACCUUCUUUGAUCAAGGACAUGAAGAUGAUUUACCUGAUAUGAUAGAUGCUGACAAAGGCGUAGUUAUCAAACACAAAGAACCAAGAUUGAGCUUGAAUAUUGCUAAAACAACAGCAAUGGAAGGACUGAACACUUUCCAGAGGAAUCGAUUAAAGAAAGGCUCAGAAUUUGGCAAUUUAGAGGAUGCUAUAGUGAAGGGAUCAUCUAGUUCAGUUGAUUCUGAGAAAAACGAAGAAAGCAGCUUUACUAAGCCUAAAGAAUUUGAGUUGUACAAAGAAAGUGAACACGAAACAUCAGAUCAUCUUGCGAGAAGAAUAAUGGAUGAAAACAUGAAAGUUCAUUUGAAACUUGUAUCGGAAUUCGCCAAAUCUACAUCGGAUGGGAGUAAUAUGAGCUCUUUGGACAGUACGCAAGAAAUCGCACCGGUUGUAACUGAUACCAAACUAUCACCGGCCAAAUAUGAUGAAAAACUCACAAUGACUUACGAUACCAAUGUUCCAGACGACCUAAAGAUGUCUCGUAACACUUACGUAAACAGUCUAGAGAGACCCAAGUCAGACAUGAUGAAGAAACUGCUCGCCAAAAACCCGAUAUUGAACGUUCACAUCGACCAAAGCUCUGAGAAAGAAAAACAAGAGGCAAGUACUAGCAAAGAAACACCACAAACUGACGCCUUUAAAUCUGCGAUGCAUCAACCUGAUAUCGUCAACUUCGAUUUGAAAUCAUCUCAAACAGAAAAAGUAAAGGAUUACGAUGACUUCGUCAGUAACAUAAGAGUUGGUUCAAACAACAACAGCCUCAAAUAUAACAAGAAACUCGAAACAUUUUCCUCAGAAUGGACCGAGCCCAAAGAUAAUACCAAUGUUGUAACCAUAACUACAGAGAAAUCUCAACCAGUCGUUGAAUCAAGCAGAAAAACGUUUAAGGAUCAUACAAAAUCUAUUGAGAUUGGUGAGCCUACAAUUCGCAUGAUGCCUCCUGACGUUCUAGAAGGUAUAAGGAGAAGACACGAUGAGAGAGAAAGGACUUUAUACAUGGAGCCUGCAAACGUGUCUCUAACAAUGACGCAAGAACCUGUACAGAAAACUGUAACGGUCAACGUGAACGAAGACGAGUAUGGAAACAAAGUCAUAACACAAAACGUUGAGAAAAUAUCAACUAAAUACAUGACUACGAAAACUGAAGCUCCGUUACAAGUGGAACAAAUCAGUUUCGGUAUCAUGAAAGGAGGAAACAUUGACGAGAUACAAUUAGAAGAAGGUGACGUAAAAGAUAUUGAUAAGAGAGUGUUGGACGAAAUUAAAAGACAAAAUCCUAACAUGCACUUCACUACAGACGAACCAGCUUACACUAGAACAGAAACUAUCAUACUAAACACGACAGAAAUGAACGAGGAACAAGCACAAGCUUUAAUGGAGAAACUCAAAAAUGAUCCGAAUUUCAUGUCACAGAAAACACCAGAAGAAUUAUCUCGAAUGGGAAUCAGAAUUAUACAAGAUCUUGAAGAUGUACAAACCUCAAGUGGGGAUGCUGUUGAAGUUACUAAAACGAGAUAUUCUAUUAAUCCGACGAUGACUGACGUACAAAAAGAUUGUAAAGAGAUUGACAGUCAUAAGGACCACAUCACAGAGAUACAAGUUGUGACACCGCGUACAGAACAAAUGCAGAAACAGAAGGAAAGUAAGGAUAAAGUGACGAGUAGACAGCGAGCGCCGCCUUAUGAAGAACCCCCACUAUCCUACGAGUUAGACAUAGAAUUGCUGAAUGAUUUCAUUCACAAUGAAAGGCACUUCUCAGCGAAACAACUAGCUGAAGCAAAGCGAUCGAACCAAUCGAACGAACCAAAGAAACGUCAUUCAGACUUCGACUUACCAAGAAACAGUCAUAUUAAAUUCCGCACAGCUACCUACGAAUCUCCUAAAGGCACCAUAGUCACAAGCACGGAUCUAGAAAACCGGAGAUUAUCGCAACUAGACCAGCUGCAGUUACGGUCUCCCGAACAACUGUUGUCGGCGAAUAAACCGCAAAUAUCCGCUAAGCCGAGUAACAUACCGGUUAAAGCGGAAAAAUCGAAACCUGCGCCCGGGGUUUCGUCAAAAAUACCGGUUUUUACGACACAAAAGUCGUUGAGUCAGGAGAAUUUGAGUGACGCAAAGUUUUCUUUGCCUCGGUCACCCCCUCCUCAGUUCAGUAGUUCGGGUAACAUAUCGGUGACAUCGAUAAUAAAGAGCAGCUCUAGGAGUCCUAGUGGUGGGAAACUGUGAGAUAUUAUUUUAUAUCGAUGAACGUCAAUUAUAUUGUUUUAGUUAAAGGUCAUUAUUACAUUCAGUGGUAUGUUUAGUAACCAUUUCUAUCAUGGUUUAAACACUGUUAUUUUUUUUACAAUUUACAUACAGUGUUCAGAUUAGACCAUUGUGCAUGUUCAAAUAACAUGGUAUAUGGUCAAAUUGUAGUCAACAUACAUACAUUCAUGAUUCUAAUUUUCGCUUCAAAUUCAAAAUGGCGACUUAGCUAUCGCCAUUUCUUUUACAGACGUACGCCGCCAAAGUCUGGUUUUGUUACAAUUUGUAGAAACACAAAUUAAGAAUCAAAUGCUUGACUUUUCAUGGCGUAAUCACCAAAGCCAAAAGCUACCAUUUUGUGUAAAAUGAUCUUUAAACGUUGCCUACACAUAAGGAUCACAUUAUCAAAAUGUGAAUGUUUAUUUAAACUACAUUAGUGUAGUAAUUGAAUACAAAUUGUAUAAAAUCCUGAUAUAUAAAAUAAGUUUUAUUAAAGAUAAAAUAUAUAAAUAUUAAAAAGUAUAUAUAAAAGAUGUAUUAAGUAAGACUAGGCUUACUUACUCUUCAAAGUGUCUUAAAAAGUGCCACAAACACGAACAUGUAUUUUUUACAACAUUAUUUUCUUUUGAAAAAAUCUAUUCACGACGUGCCUUUUAUUAUAAAAAAAAAAACAAAUGAUUUUUAUGAAAAUGAAUAUUUAAGAUUAAAAUAUACUUAUGAACUUUUUGACAGAUUUUUAGGUUGUGAAAAUAAAUCUACAAUAAUUAAAUAUAAUUUUAUUUUAUGUCACAAUUUAUAAUUAAUUUAAAACAAAUAAAUAAUCAUGAGGAUGUAUAAUUAUUGUAUGUUUAUGUAUUACCAUUUGACAUUCCGUCCGAAAGUAUUACCAAUAUUAAAUAUUAAGUUUACUUAAGUAGGUACUUAAUUAGGUUCGCGGUUAUAGCAGAAACAAAGAUUUCUGGGCCAUUUUCUUUAUAAGUAUAGUUUAGUUUUCUCGGCUUCUUUACAUAAUGGCUUCAUUAGCUUAUUUUUUUACGAAAAAAAAGGUUUUUAAUGCGUAAACGCUCUUGUAUUUUAAAUGUACCUUGCAAAAAUAAGAACUACAAUGUAUGACAUCUAGAAUUAAAAAUUAAAAAAAAAAACAAAAGAUAUUUGUACUUUUUUUUUAUGUGGCCAUUAUGCAAAUGAGCAAUAAUAUUUAUUAACAUUAUACUUAUGUUUGUUAAAGAUGAUAAAAGUCGUAAAUAAGCAACGUCUUCUUUGAACAAUUACAAUUUAACAUGUUAUUAUAAUAUCACAGUUAUAAAUAUUGUAUUUUAUCGAUGUAUUAUAAAAUAAAUACGAAUAAAAUGUU